AUGGCUGAAGGAUUACAAGGGAUAAACUUCUCCAGAAGAGUUCAGGAGGAACUAUCCAAACCAUGGCGGCGUACAGUGGUUGUGAAACUUUUGGGCAGACCUAUUGGCUUCAGGAAUUUCUGUAAUAGACUUGAAAAUAUGUGGAAUUUUACGCAGGGGUUUGAUGUGAUUGAUGUGGAGAAUGAUUUCUUCUUAGUAAAAUUAAAAAGUGACUGUGAUGUUGAAGCAGUUUUAACUUGGGGUCCUUGGGUAAUGCUCGGACACUACCUUUCCGUUCAAUCUUGGAAGGAGGAUUUCAAUUGUUCGAUGGGGUGUGUUCAAUCUAUUCAGGCAUGGAUUAGAUUACCUGGUAUGCCCAUUCAUUACUACAACAAGAAGGUGCUAAGGUUCAUUGGCCAGAUGGUCGGAAAGGUGGUGAAGAUCGAUUAUUGUACGGAGAUAGCAGAGAGGGGGAAGUUUGCUAGAAUUGCUGUUGAGGUUGAUUUAACAAAACCUCUCGUCGCUCAAUUCCUGAUUGAUGUCAGAGUUCAAAAGGUGGAGUAUGAAUGCAUGCCAAGGAUUUGUUUCAAUUGUGGAAAAUUCGGGCAUGUUAAAGAUAAUUGCCCAGAGAUUGUUCGCAUUGAUCCCAAAGUGGUGGAAGCCUAUGCCCGAGCUAGGGACGAGAAAGCCAGAAUGGUGGUGACCGGAGAUACAUCAAUGGCCGGGACGGGGGUGGACGGAGAAACCGCAGAGGUUAACGUUCAAAUGGAGAAAGAAAAAAUUUCAAAAUACGGUCCUUGGAUGAUAGUUGGUAGGAGAGGUAAAACCAUUCCCACGCAGAAUAGGGGUAGAGGCAAUCAAGGCCAUGGUUUGAAAAAGGAUACGAAUUUUACGGGAUCUAGAUUCCAUAUUUUGGAAGAUAAUGAUAGAGGAAAUACGGUUGAAGUUGGUAAGAACCCUGAUAUUAGGGAAUCUGUUAAAGGCAAUGAUCAAGAGAAUGCUAACCCUAAUAUUCCGAGGGAGAGAGUGAGCAAACAUGCAAAGAAAGACUAUAGUGCCCCCGACAACUCUAAAGCCCAUGAAACUCAUGCUAGACAAGAUAUCUGGCCCAAGAACAAUUCUAAAACUGAUGCAAACCGAUUUAUCGUUACCAAAAACAACAACCUCCUUUAA
This is a messenger RNA of Mercurialis annua (annual mercury), 1152 nucleotides long. RefSeq lists its product as uncharacterized. Bases 1 to 1152 code for a protein of 383 amino acids. The record is from RefSeq and is a predicted model, not a curated record. The transcript has a single exon. NCBI's taxonomy places the organism in Eukaryota, Viridiplantae, Streptophyta, Magnoliopsida, Malpighiales, Euphorbiaceae. Gene Ontology annotation, molecular function: nucleic acid binding; zinc ion binding.